Molecule: messenger RNA, 1100 nt
Organism: Durio zibethinus
Lineage: Eukaryota; Viridiplantae; Streptophyta; Magnoliopsida; Malvales; Malvaceae
Product: allene oxide cyclase, chloroplastic-like
Biological process (GO): jasmonic acid biosynthetic process
Molecular function (GO): allene-oxide cyclase activity
Source: RefSeq, a predicted model, not a curated record
UCUAAUAACAGCUGUUGUUAUUAGGUUAAAAAUUAGAAUUCGGCAAACAAAACCUCCUAGGGUUUGACCGGUUUCUAUCUUCUUCUCCAACUAAUUUCCUACAUAGUCAAUGGCAUCUACCAGCUCUCUGCAAGCAAUCUCUUCUGUCAAGUUAGCUGAUCGCAGCUCACCUUACCAAUCUCACAGAAUUUCAGGUUCCAAUCUCUCAUAUUCACACCUUUUUCCCUCCCAUCACCUUAACAUCUCAUCAACCCGUAAAAGUUUCUUCACCUCAACAUCCGGCUGCAAGCCUUUCGCUACCACAGCCUUUUUCUUCAACAAGUCUAAGGAGCGCACACCAGAUUAUUCCAAGCCCACAAAAGUUCAAGAACUAUACGUUUAUGAAAUCAACGAGCGAGACAGAAACAGCCCUGCGGUUUUAAAACUAAGCCAAAAACCUGUUAACUCUCUUGGUGAUCUGGUUCCUUUCACUAACAAGCUCUACUCCGGAGACCUGCAGAAAAGGUUAGGCAUCACAGCUGGACUAUGUGUGCUAAUCCAAAACGUUCCGGAGAAAGAAGGUGACCGCUAUGAAGCCAUAUACAGCUUCUACUUUGGUGACUAUGGCCAUUUAUCUGUCCAGGGACCAUAUUUAACGUAUGAUGAUACCUACUUGGCCGUGACGGAAGGUUCUGGGAUUUUUGAGGCAGCAUACGGACAGGUGAAGUUACAGCAGAUAGUUUUUCCGUUCAAGCUGUUUUAUACUUUCUACUUGAAAGGGAUACCUGAUUUGCCAGCUGAGCUUCUGGGGAAGCCAGUGGCACCAUCGCCUGCCGUCGAGCCAUGUGCGGCUGCUAAAGCUACCGAGCCUCAUGGGACGAUUCCUAACUUUACCAACUGAUGAUGAAUAGCAAGUAAUGUCCUAGCUUGAAUUAUUGAGCUAGUUUUCUGUUAUCUGCGGUUAGAUUAUCCUUUUAAAAAAAAAAAAUUUCCUUGUUUUUCAAUGUACCUCGCUUCCAGAGCAUUGUUCAAGUAUUUGGUGAGUUGCAUGCAUCUAUGAAAUUCCAAAAAUUUGUCUAAUUUUUCCGAGGACUAAAGUUAGUCUCUUAAUGACAACUUCA